This is a messenger RNA of Diaporthe citri, 936 nucleotides long. RefSeq lists its product as uncharacterized. The transcript has 2 exons. Bases 1 to 936 code for a protein of 311 amino acids. NCBI's taxonomy places the organism in Eukaryota, Fungi, Ascomycota, Sordariomycetes, Diaporthales, Diaporthaceae. The record is from RefSeq and is a predicted model, not a curated record.
AUGGCCUCUGCCCCGCUCCGGGUCGGCUACGUGCCCGAGCAUUUUUCCACCCCGAUCCACUUCGCCAGCAAGCACUUCGGCCUUGAUGCCAAGCUGGUCCCCUUCCCCUCCGGCACUGGCCACAUGAUCACGGCCCUCCGCUCCAACGAGAUCGAUGUCGGCAUCGGCUUGACCGAGGGGUGGGUCGCCGGCCUGGGGAAGGACGACGUCCAAGGGGACGGCGGCUACCGACUGGUGGGCACCUACGUCGAGACGCCCUUGUGCUGGGCGGUAUCCACAGGAGCAGCGCGGCCCGAAAUCUCGAGCAUCGAUUCCCUCAACGGCCGCAAGAUUGGCGUCUCCCGCCUGGGCUCCGGCUCCUACGUGAUGGGUUUUGUGCUCGCAGACCAACAGGGAUGGCUGACCCAGAAACCCGCGGAAUCCUCGACGUCCUCCUCCCCCUACUCCGGCUUUGUCGUCCUCAACACCUUCGAGAAUCUGCGCAAGGCAGUCAACUCGGGCGAGGCAGACUUUUUCAUGUGGGAGCACUUCACCUCCAAGCGGUACUACGACUCGGGCGAGAUCCGCAAGGUCGGCGAGAUAUACACCCCCUGGAGCAGCUGGAAGAUCGUCGCGGGCACCAAGCUGGUCCGCGACGGCCAGCUCGACCUCAGGCUGCACAACCUGUUCGAGAAGCUCGACAAGGGCAUCCAACACUUCAACGCCAACCACGAAGAGGCCGUCGAGUACAUCAGCACCGAGCUGGACUACUCCGAGGAGGACGCCAGGGAGUGGCUGAAGACGGUCAGGUUUCCCACCCGCACCGAGGGCGUGGACUUGGGCGUGGUGGACAGCACCGUCGCCACCCUGCGCAAGGCAGGCGUGCUUACUGCCGGAAGGGGCAUAGUAUCGCCCAUGGUCGCCAGGCAGCGGCCAAGCACUGCUCCCUCGUCGUGA